Anoplopoma fimbria (sablefish) is the source of this 1763-nucleotide messenger RNA. RefSeq names its product migration and invasion inhibitory protein (gene miip). Lineage: Eukaryota; Metazoa; Chordata; Actinopteri; Perciformes; Anoplopomatidae. Bases 108 to 1310 code for a protein of 400 amino acids. The transcript has 9 exons. Gene Ontology annotation, biological process: negative regulation of cell migration; negative regulation of G2/M transition of mitotic cell cycle. The record is from RefSeq and is a predicted model, not a curated record.
GCGAAGUCCGGUUUGAAUCACAAAAGAGUAUGAAACAUUUCCUGUUUGUUUCCCCCUCAGUUAAAUACACGUUAUUUAAACGUGUUGUUUAAAAAAAAAAAAAAAAAAUGUCCUCCGCCGACCGAGUGGACGUUUUACGAGAGCGUAACAAAGAUUUAUUGAACCGGUUGAAGCAGCAGCGAGAGAAACUGGAGCUGCUCAGCGUCUGCAGGGAGAGCCGCAAGAGGGAGAGAGAGGACGAGGCUGAGGAGAGCAGAGAGCCGGCAGAGACCCGGACCGACGGGCACCGAGGCCCUGCCCGGGCCCUGGCCAGACCCACAGUCAGGUUUGCGGAUACAUGUGAGGGACCUACAGACAUCUGCAGCACGAUUUCAUCACCGUCUUUGACCUCCAAAUACAGAAGAGGGACUGCUGAAUAUACAGAACCAUCCCACCUCUUCAAAGACAGCAACAGACUUCCUCUUGUCCACAGCGGGCUGCGGCAUAUGAACCAGACCACAACCAAGUCCUGUCUAGUAAAUCACAGCAAAGAACAGAGGGAGGUACGGAGUCAUCUCACAUUUCAGUCCGAUGAAUCAGAAGAGAUAUCUGCCUCAGACAGGCAUCGGUUGCAGCCAUUACUCGGGUAUGACUGGAUAGCAGGUGUCCUGGAUGCUGAGGACUCAUUGAUAGAGCACUCUGACGAGUUCUUCAAUGACCUGCAUACAUUUCGAACGCUCAAUAAAGACGAGUGUGUCCACAGCCCACAAGCAGAAUUUCCUGAGGAGAACCAAUCAGUCCCAUCACUGCUCACUGACAAGAACCGUCCAGAGGCUAACACAGAUACUCAUCAAUGUACGUUUUCUUACAGGAUUAACAGCAGACUGUUCCCCGUCCCACUUCACUCUCAGGAGUGCUGCCCCGUGUGCAAACAGCACAAAUCCUCCCAGCCUCACACUACUGCUGAACCGGCUCUAAUCAGGGUCAGCAUCCCUCGCUCCACCCUCUUGCCACCCUACAAGUACAAAGCUCAUCGGCGAUGCAGUUUUGACCCUUCUGAUAGUUUGGGGUUACCAUCGCACUGUCUCUCAGGCUGGUCGAACACAGGUCAGAGCACGCUGCCGCCACCCAGCAGCCUCGAUCUGCGGAGCAGUCUGAAUAUGAAGAGCUCCACCUGGUUGGAGAACAAGGAACUGGAGGAUCUCUCUUCACCCAAAGUGUCGGGUAAAAUCUCUGCCCAGACCUCAGAUGUGUCCUGUUUGGCUCGUCACAACUUCCAACACUUCUCCUCCAAAAGAAAGCUAGGAAGCAUGUUUUACCCUUUGCACUGACAAGCAAUCAACAUUCUAUUUUGUGGUGAUAAAAGAGGUUCCUGAGACAUUUGACACCACCCAAAAUGAUUUCCUUUCUCGUGCUCAUGUUUUAAGUCUCUGUAUUGUGGGGUUUUUUGACGAUGUUUUAUGUCAAUAAUGGUUUCUGUCAUAACCUAGUUAAACUGUGUAUGCUAAAAUUAGUUUUUCAAAAUGAAAAAAACAAACAGUGAUCUCAAAAGGUAAUGGGUUGACAUUUGUGCCUAGUCUUAAAUAGAUUCAUUUGAAACAUGAGAUCAUUUGUUUUCAAGAAUUGAAUUAGUUAUAGGAUGAAAUGCUACAUUUUAGGAUGUUUUCUGUCUAUUUACUUAUACAUAAUGUAAUUAAUUACAUGGCAGCUUAAUUAAAUGGCAAUAACUGGGCACAAGACAGCGUAGCAUAUUUCAUGUUUGAAGGAGUUGCAUUUCAUUUGUC